GCUACGAUGGUUACGGCGUUGAUGCUCACCUUGUGUCUGUAUGAGAUGAAGAAGCUUGGACGUGAUCUGCCGGCUCGUUUCGGGAUCUCUCACCAUGGAGUCGCCGGUCAUCUUCUCCAGUUGGGCCAGUAGUAUCUGCACCUUGGAGGUACUGGGAACACUGACAGUCGUCAUGGUGAUGAAAUCAUCAGUAGAGGAGGACGAUGCCGGCUGGGGUCUGGGCAUGCCAGAAAAGAUGAAGAACAACGCCAACUGGGUGGAUAUUACACAUGAUUUCAAGAGCUCUUGCAAAGAAUUGAACCUUGGAGAGCUGCUUCAUGACAAGCUGUUCGGCUUGUUUGAGGCCAUGUCGGCCAUCGAAAUGAUGGACCCGAAGAUGGAUGCAGGAAUGAUUGGGAACCAAGUCAACAGGAAAGUGCUCAACUUUGACCAAGCUAUCAAGGAACACGCCAUCAAGGUGAGAGAUCUUAGUCUUCCUGAACUCAUCGGGAUUAUCGACACAUGUUUCUGCUGUUUGAUCACAUGGCUGGAGGGCCACUCCCUUGCGCAGACGGUGUUCACCUGCCUGUACGUCCAUAACCCUGACCUGAUCGAGGAGCCCGCCCUCAAAGCCUUCGCCUUGGGCAUACUGAAGAUUUGUGACAUUGCACGUGAAAAAGUCAACAAGGCUGCUGUGUUUGAGGAGGAGGACUUUCAAGCCAUGACCUAUGGCUUUAGGAUGGCCAACAAUGUCACAGACCUGAGGGUGACAGGUAUGCUGAAAGAUGUGGAGGAUGAGUUGCAGAGAAAAGUAAAGAGCACACGCAGUCGUCAGGGAGAACAACGAGACCCAGAGGUGGAGCGGGAGCACCAGCAAUACUUGGCACUUUUUAAUCGCAUCAAGUUCACACGCCUUCUCCUGACUGCACUCAUUGCCUUCACAAAGAAAGAGACCAGCUCCGUGGCUGAGGCCCAGAAGCUUGUUGCCCAGGCAGCGGACCUUCUAUCAGCCAUUCAUUCUAGUGUCCAGCAUGGCAUCCAAUCACAGAACGACACCACCAAAGGAGAUCACCCCAUCAUGAUGGGCUUUGAGCCCCUGGUCAACCAGCGACUGCUGCCACCCACCUUUCCUCGUUACGCCAAGAUCAUCAAGAGGGAGGACAUGGUGGCUUACUUCGCCAAGCUCAUCGAGCGCAUCAAGACCGUCUGUGAUGUCAUCAACACCACCAACCUGCACGGCAUUUUGGACUUCUUUUGUGAGUUCAGCGAGCAGUCUCCAUGUGUGCUGUCCAGAUCUCUGCUUCAGACCACCUUCUUGAUAGACAAUAAGAAAGUGUUUGGCACACAUUUGAUGCAGGACAUGAUCAAAGACGCCCUCAGAUACUUUGUCAGUCCACCCGUCCUUUCCUACAAGUGUUGCCUGUUCAACAACCACCAAGCCAAGGACUACGUGGACUCCUUUGUCACGCACUGUUCAAGGCCAUUCUGCAGCCUCAUCCAGAUCCACGGACACAACCGAGCUCGGCAGAGAGAUAAGCUGGGCCACAUUCUCGAGGAGUUUGCCACGCUUCAGGAUGAGGCGGAGAAGGUGGACGCGGCGCUGCACAGCUUGCUGAUGAAGCUGGAACCUCAGCGGCAACAUCUGGCUUGUCUGGGGACAUGGAUCCUCUACCACAACCUGAGGAUCAUGAUCCAGUACCUGCUGAGCGGCUUUGAGCUGGAGCUGUACAGCAUGCAUGAGUACUACUACAUCUACUGGUAUCUGUCAGAGUUCCUCUACGCAUGGCUGAUGUCCACGCUGAGCAGAGCAGACGCUUCUCAGAUGGCAGAGGAGAGGAUCCUGGAGGAGCAGCUGAAAGUACGCAGCAGUAAGAAGACCAAGAAAAAGAAGAAAGUUCGUCCCCUCAGCAAAGAGAUCACCAUGAGUCAAGCCUACCAGAACAUGUGUGCUGGCAUGUACAAGACCAUGGUGGCGCUGGACAUGGACGGCAAGGUGCGCAAGCCUCAGUUUGAGCUGGACAGCGAGCAGGUCCGCUACGAGCACCGCUUCGCCCCCUUCAGCAGCGUGGUCACGCCUCCUCCCGUUCACUACAUACAGUUCAAGGAAAUGUCCGACCUGAAGAAGUACAAUCCUCCACCAGGCUCGGCUGACCUUUACCUGGCAGCCAGCAAACACUUCCAGCAGGCCAAACUCAUCCUAGAAAACGUGCCCAGCCCCGACCCCGAGGUGAAUCGUAUACUGAAAGUGGCCAAACCAAACAUUGUGGUGAUGAAGCUCCUGGCUGGAGGACACAAGAAAGAGACAAGGCGACUGAAUCAUACGUCUGCACUACCAGGUACUGCCGGAGUUUGACUUCACGGCUCACAGGUAUUUCCCUGUGGUCAAGAUCAUUUGAUCAUUGAAGGUCAUGUGAUCACAACACUCAACAUGUCAUCACCAGCUGUGGUUCUGAUCAUGUCUCAAUAACAUGUCUUUUGUUUGUGAUGCAAUUGUAAAGUGAUGGUUUGACUAUAUGUGUGCGUGUGUGUGCGCGUGUGUACGUGUGCGUGUGGCCAAUGGAAGCUGCUUCCAGAAGCGUCUGUGCAUGUCUCAAUUGUAAUAAAAAAAAAAAAAAAC
Messenger RNA from Dunckerocampus dactyliophorus (ringed pipefish), 2596 nucleotides. It is a transcript of the gene naa35, whose product is annotated as N-alpha-acetyltransferase 35, NatC auxiliary subunit. Gene Ontology annotation, biological process: N-terminal peptidyl-methionine acetylation. Bases 95 to 2332 code for a protein of 745 amino acids. The transcript has 23 exons. Gene Ontology annotation, cellular component: NatC complex. NCBI's taxonomy places the organism in Eukaryota, Metazoa, Chordata, Actinopteri, Syngnathiformes, Syngnathidae. The record is from RefSeq and is a predicted model, not a curated record.